GCCACAAAUUUAAUACAUCAGUUUAUUUUAUAUUACUGAAAAAUACUACAAUAGGAUCCAUAAUGUGUGCUUGGAACGAGAGAAGUAAAACUCCAUCCCAGAUUUGUAGGCCUGACCAUUCAGCACAUUCUAUAUUUGUUUCUCAUCUUAUUUCAUCCCUGACCAAAGGGGACAAAGAAGCCAUUAUUGACCUGCUAAAAUAUCAAGUCAAACACGUUGUAGCCAUCAUCGAGCUCUCCAAUGAUGACUGGAUGAAGGAGCCAGAUGUACCAAUACCUCCACAGGUCUUAUUGGGAUUGUGGACACUGGAAUAUACACAGGAGUUAACAUCACCCCUUUGCAUCACUGCCUCCCAUGGUUACACAGAAUGUGUCCGAUAUCUAUUGCACCGCCGGGCAGAUCCCAAUUCUGCACCUGGGGGGCGCUCUCCACUGCAUGAAGCUUGUGCUGGAGGGCAUGACAGCUGUGUCCAACUACUGCUGGAACAUGGAGCCAAUCCUAACCACCGCAGCGAGGAUGGUCUCAUCCCUCUACACGUCUGUGACAUGAAAGGAUCUUUAAGAUGUGCAGAGCUUCUCCUACAGCAUGGAGCUCUUGUGAAUCAGACCACAGGGGUAAUGCAGGACACUCCACUCCACAUUGCGGCACAACUAGGUCUUUUGGGCCAUGUACGAUUAUACCUACGUUGUGGAGCGGACAUCAAUGCUAAGAAUGUGGAUGGUGAGACUCCUCUGAUAUCAGCUUGUGGAGGAAAAUCUAGUGAUGAGGAUACCUGCCUGCCACUUUGCAGACUUCUUCUAGAGAAAGGGGCAGACCCAGAAGCCCAAGACCUACAAGAUAGAAGACCGCUACACCAUGCCUGCAGAAAGGCAGAAUACCAUCUGGUGGACUUGCUCCUUAAAUAUGAUGUGGAUGUCAGUGCUGCUGACUAUAAUGGAGUCCUGCCCCUGAGCUGUGUAUUACAGAAUGCUGAGCUGUUCCAAGACAAGAGACCUCAUCUUACUCUACAGGCUCUGCUCAACCGAGGAGCCCGCAGUGUGUGCCCUGAGGCUUUUGGAAAGGUUCUGCGUUGCUGUUCUGGACUCCCUGAAGUCAUUGCACUGCUUUACAACUCAUACCUAAACCUUCAAGUCUGCAGCAAAUGGAGACAAGACAUCCCACAGGAUGUGUUUGAGACUCAUCGUUCUUUCUACACAACAUUCUUCGAUGUCUCCGGAGGAGUGCGAUCCCUGCAGCACUUGUGCAGAUUUACACUCCGCAAACAUUUUGGUAGUCGGUGUCACCUUCUCAUUCCUUUACUACCAGUCCCUACUGUUAUUAAAGACUAUCUUCUGCUUGCCACUGGACAGAGUACCUGUCUGCUUUGAAUCCCAAUGUAACCAUGAAUUCACCCUCUUUUGUAAACGUAAAACCCUUUUUCUAUUAAACAUUUUCUUUUAUGAGUUUUGGGAACUGUAUCUUUGGGGUUAAGCUGUAUCUAAAAUACCCAUUAGGAUUUUAUACAUUGUGCUACCAAGUAAGAAUAACAGUAAUGUCUUA
Molecule: messenger RNA, 1539 nt
Organism: Hyla sarda
Lineage: Eukaryota; Metazoa; Chordata; Amphibia; Anura; Hylidae
Gene: ASB18
Product: ankyrin repeat and SOCS box containing 18
Exons: 5
Coding region: 63-1367 (434 amino acids)
Biological process (GO): intracellular signal transduction
Molecular function (GO): protein binding
Source: RefSeq, a predicted model, not a curated record